AUGGCGAGCCUUGCCGCUGCACCCCAUCUCAUCGUCGCAGGAGCACCUUCCCUCUCCGCCUCCUCCCCCUCGCGCUCCCUCUCCUCCUCCGCCCGCCACGCCUCCUUCCCCGCCACGCGCCUGCGCACGAAUCCGCGGAGAUCAGCAGCAGCAGCGGGGAGUGUGUCCGUGCGCGCGCACACGGAGCCGGCGCAAGCAGCAGUGGACCGCUCAACCUGCCCUCCGGUGAAGGCGGAGGUUCCGCUUAGCGCGCUCGAUGCGCUCGACCUCCGUGUGGGCGUCGUUGUGGACGCCAAGACGGUGCCAGACGCAGAGAUGACGGCCAAGAGAGGCAAGCCCACUGACAGCCGCACCUUGCUGCAGGUUAAGGUUGAUGUGGGUGGAGAGGAGCGAGUGGUGGUGUCCCCGUGCCGGUAUGUGAUGGACGUGGAGGAUGCCGUGGGCAAGAAGGUGCUCAUUGUCGUCAACGUGCCUCCUGCUGAGAUCAGCGGCAUUCGAAGCCAUGGUGUUAUCCUGACUGGCUUCAACUAUGAUCCAACGCCCAUGCCCCGUAGCUUCAAGGUCAUCUUGCCCGGCUUGGACGAAGCCGAUAAUAAAGGAGACAAAGUAGUUUGGAGAAUGAGCAGCAGCGAGGGAGCGGCCGUGGCGACGGCCACGACCGGCGUAGUUAAGGAGGAGAAUAAUCCAGCAGUCGUGGAAUCGAGUGCGAGAUCCGGCGACAGGGAGGCCAAUGGGACGAUCGGCGACGUCAAGCGACCAGGCGACGACGCUGUGGCACCACAGGAUGACGACGACGUGGUGGAGCAGGCGAAAGAGGGCGACGAUCGCGAGCCGACACCGCCUGAUACGGACGACGCAGUUGAAGAUGAUCCGAUAGUGCCCGACCCGUUAAUCACAACGGACAUGCUCGCGGAGCAGCGGCAGCUGGAAGCGGAGCGGAGGCAGCGGGAGGAGCAGCAGGACGCGGAGAGCGAGGAGCGCAUGAGGCGCGAGGGUGUGGAGUCGGCAGCGCUGACGAAGCUGGACGUGCUUCUGGAGAAGACGAAGCUGUUCUCGGAGUCGCUGCUGCAGCAGAUGGACGACAUCACUCUGCUGCCUGUCCCUACACCCCCGCCACAAGCAGACUCCAAGGGCGAGGGGGGAAAGAAGCGCAAGGGAGGCGGCACAGGCAAAGGGAGAGGGCGAAAGAAAAGCAAGACCGAUGUGCCAGAGGAAACUCUCCAAGAGAAGAUCUCAGCCGCUCCUUCCGCAGCAAUCAACGGCAGCGGCGACGCCGGCAGUGGCGCAGCAACCACCAAGGAGGAGGAAGAAGCCGCGUUGCUCCGAGAGCAGCGGGAAAUCGCACCGAACCUCACAGGAUGCACGCUCAAGUGGUAUCAGAUCAAGGGCGUCAAGUGGCUGAUUUCCCUCUGGCAGAACGGGCUGAACGGCAUCCUGGCGGAUCAGAUGGGGCUGGGAAAGACGGUGCAAACUAUCGCGUUUCUAGCGCAUCUCAUGAGCCAUGGGAUCUUUGGGCCGUUUCUUGUUGUGGCGCCGCUUUCGACGCUGUCUAACUGGGUCAACGAGGUCAAGAGGUUUGUGCCUACAGCGAAUGUGCUUCUAUACCACGGAAGCAAGGACGUGCGGACAGAGCUCCGGGAGAAGCACAUGCCCAAGCAGGUGCGGGAGGGCUUUCCGAUAAUAGUGACGUCGUUUGAGGUGGCCAUGUUUGACCGCCGCCAGCUGCAGCGCUACCACUGGAAGUACAUCGUUGUGGACGAGGGACACCGGCUGAAGAACAUGCACUGCAAGUUGAUUCGGGAGCUGCGGCAGCUGCCAGCGGAGAACACGCUGCUGCUGUCAGGCACCCCCCUGCAGAACAACCUGCAGGAGCUCUGGUCGCUGCUCAACUUCAUCCUUCCUGCCAUCUUCUCCGAUCUCCAUGAGUUCACCUCCUGGUUCGACUUGGCAGGGCGGCAAAGUGGUGGGGUGGAUCAGAAGGUCUUUGACAACGAGCGGAGGUCACAGGUGGUGGCGAAGCUGCACCAGAUCCUGCGCCCCUUCCUGCUGCGGCGGAUCAAGGCAGACGUGGAGCAGUCACUGCCCAAAAAGAAAGAGAUCGUGCUCUAUGCGCAGCUGACAGCACACCAGAGGGAGUUCCAGGACCAUCUCGUGCAGCGCACUCUCGAAGACUUUCUCAACUCCACCAUCGCCACCUCCAUGUCACGGACUCGUCUCAACAACGUGGUCAUGCAGCUACGCAAGAACUGCAACCACCCGGACCUCCUCUCCUCGCAGUUCGAUGGCUCCUACAUGUACCCGCCAGUGGACGAGAUGGUGGCGCAGUGUGGCAAAUUGAAGCUGUUGGACCGCCUGCUGCCGCAACUCAAGGCCCGGGGGCACAAGGUGCUCAUCUUCUCGCAGAUGACGCGCCUGCUGGACAUACUGGACUACUAUCUGGAGGAGCGCGGCCACCACCCCUUCCGCCUCGAUGGAUCCGUCAAGCUCGACGACCGCCGGCAGCAGAUAGAGGAGUUCAACACCAGUCCAGAGGCGUUCAUCUUCCUGCUCAGCACGCGGGCAGGCGGGUUGGGAAUCAACCUCACAGCAGCGGACACCGUGAUCAUCUACGACUCGGACUGGAACCCCCACCAGGACAUGCAGGCCAUGGAUCGCUGUCACCGCAUAGGGCAGACGCGCCCCGUGCACGUGUACCGCCUUGCCACUGCCCACUCCGUGGAGUGCCGGGUGUUGGAUGUGGCGCGGGGCAAGUUGAAGCUGGAGCAUCUGGUGAUCGAGAAGGGGCAGUUCCAGCAAGACAAGGCCGCGCCUGCCAAAACCAAGAUCGACGAGUCGGAGGUGCUGUCGCUGCUGCGCCCGGAGCGCUCACAGCACGAUGAGCUGGUGCAGUCUGCAGAGAUCAGCGACGAGAACUUUGACCUCCUGCUCGAUCGCACCGACAUGCUUCACUCUCCACCCACUCCUCCUCCUCGUGCUGCUGCUGGUGACGAUGCGAAGGGGAGCGGUGAAGGGUCGGGCGGUGGGGGGGAGAAGGUGCCUGGUGUUGUGCGGUCGCUGCCAGUUGCCGGGCCUGGAUGGGAGGUGGUGGUUGCAGGGACGGCACCAAGCAGUGUGCUUUCCUCCAUUGGCUGA
Closterium sp. Naga37s-1 is the source of this 3132-nucleotide messenger RNA. The record is from the annotation of a GenBank genome assembly. NCBI's taxonomy places the organism in Eukaryota, Viridiplantae, Streptophyta, Zygnematophyceae, Desmidiales, Closteriaceae.